Messenger RNA from Archocentrus centrarchus (flier cichlid), 1497 nucleotides. It is a transcript of the gene smco4, whose product is annotated as single-pass membrane protein with coiled-coil domains 4. The coding region runs from base 283 to 462 and encodes 59 amino acids. The record is from RefSeq and is a predicted model, not a curated record. NCBI's taxonomy places the organism in Eukaryota, Metazoa, Chordata, Actinopteri, Cichliformes, Cichlidae. The transcript has 3 exons.
GGCCCGGGGAUGGAACUUGAGGGAGAGCGUCUGGUGGCUGGGUAUUACCAGUCUCCUGGAGAGGAUCUGGACUCUGUUCCAGUGUGGAGUUUCCUUCGGUGAGAGGCAGCGAGCUGGGUUUGUCUCUGCACAGCUUCACACUGCCCCGCCUCUCCCUCACCGCUUCACCCAUAAAUCAUGCAGGAAGUGACAGCAUGGAGAAGUAAACAGACGCAAAGUUAUUGAAGAGGAGCUGGUUCCUGUGAGCAAAGCGAAGACAGAGUAAGUCGUCACUUAGUCGUAAUGAGGCAGCUUAAAGGCAAGCCCAAGAAGGAAACAUCCAAGGACAAGAAGGAGCGUAAGCAGGCGAUGCAGGAGGCCCGUCAGCAGGUUGCGACAGUAGUGCUGCCCACGCUGGCUGUAGUGGUCUUGCUUAUCAUUGUCUUUGUCUACGUGGCCACCAGACCUGAUACUAUGGAGUAGACACUGAAGAGGCAUCUAUUCCCAAACUGACUGGUUUAGCAAACUGACACUGGCUAUACUGAAAGGAUUACACCCCCAUUGUGAUGCCAUUCAGGCCAGUGACUAGGACUGUUUCUCUUAAUAAAAGCCUCCUCCAGAAUCUGUCUCUAUGUUGCAAACAGAAGAAAACUUUACUCCUCGGUGCCUUCAAAUGUCUGAAGAAAACCACAUGUAAUCCUGGUUGAGCCGUAGAUGGAUUUCUGUCUCACAAAACAAUGCACUAUCCUGCAUACCAAAGUACUUCUGCACCACUUGCCCAAUUUGACAGGUGUUAAAAUGUCUAAAAAAUGUUUAAGGUAAAAAAACAGUUAUGUGACUCAGUGCUGCUGAAAAUAUUUCAAGUCACGGCCACAGAAACCAGGUCCCAGGCCUGUACCACGCUUUGGACAUGACUUACAUUUACAGUAUCUGUAUAAUUGAUAUGUGUCACAUCCAUCCAUUUUCACAUGUUUGGAAUCAUUCUCAUACCUGCCUUGUGUGAAUGCCACUGUGGAAUAUGUUAUCUUGUGACCAGUAGGAUCAAACACACGUGCAUUUGUUCAUCUUUCAAAUGAUUGUAAGCCUGAUCCACCAAGUCACUGACAUCCAAAUGUUUGAGUUUAAUGACUUUUGUGCAGAUGUAACAAAGUGCCUUAAUAAAUUUGCUUUUAGUCAAAUGAGGAAGACAGACUGAUUUCAUAGUAUGAAUAUUUCACCUUUCUCUGUAUGUUUUUCUAUGAAGUGUAGUAAACCAUGAUUGUACUGGUAUUUAUUAAAACAGGGGGUUUGCUACUUGUUCUCAGAUGCAGUCUUUUCAGCAACACUGUUUAAAAAACACACGAAUGUGCAGUUUCUGAAUAUUUUCACCCUCGAAUGAAUUUUCCAAAUGUCACUUUUCAGUGACCUAAAACUGUGUUUGCACGUGGGCGAAAUGCCAAAGCAUACACAAAUAUCAGCAUUUUACAAAAAUGUUGUGCAUAUGUUGUGGUCAUUAAAAAAAAUCAUGAUUAGACUUGA